GCUCCGAAUCCCGCGGGGAGCCGCCCCCCUCGCUUGCCGCCCCUUGCACGCUGGAGGGGGCCCCCUUCCUGGAUAGACCGAAGAAUUCUACGUAGACCUUAUUUUGGCUGAAACAUUUUCUUCCAGUCUGAAGGCUUCAUUCACCAUCAGCUAAAGAUGAAGAUAGUCCUCAUGGUAGCCGAGAAGCCCUCUCUUGCUCAAUCCAUCGCCAAAAUUCUUUCGAGAGGGAACAUGUCCUCCCGCAAAGGGUUAAAUGGGGCAUGCUCUGUGCAUGAAUUCACUGGUCCUUUCAUUGGACAAAAUGUCCACUUCAAGAUGACGUCAGUGUGUGGUCAUGUGAUGACACUGGAUUUUAUAGGAAAAUACAACAAUUGGGAUAAAGUUGACCCGGCAGAACUUUUUAGUAAAGCUCCAACUGAAAAGAAAGAAGCAAAUCCGAAACUAAACAUGGUGAAAUUCUUACAGGUGGAAGGGAGAGGUUGUGAUUACAUUGUUCUGUGGCUGGAUUGCGACAAGGAAGGUGAAAACAUCUGCUUUGAGGUAUUAGAUGCAACCUUCCCUGUGAUGAAUAAACCUCGUGGUAGCGAAAAGAUGGUCUACAGAGCCAAGUUCAGUUCCAUCACGGACACAGAUAUUUGCAAUGCCAUGAACCAGUUGGGUGAACCCAACCAUAAUGAAGCUCUAUCAGUCGAUGCACGUCAAGAGCUGGAUUUGAGAAUUGGCUGUGCAUUUACAAGAUUUCAGACAAAAUACUUCCAGGGGAAGUACGGCAACUUAGACAGCUCGCUGAUCUCCUUUGGGCCUUGUCAAACUCCCACACUGGGAUUUUGUGUGGAGCGCCAUGAUAAAAUCCAGUCGUUUAAACCCGAAACAUACUGGGUGUUGCAAGUCAAGGUUGUCCCCGAAAAAGACAGUUGUUUGACGCUGGAGUGGGACAGAGUGAGGAUCUUUGACCGAGAAAUUGCUCAGAUGUUUCUGAAUAUAACAAAAAUGGCAAAAGAAGCAAAGGUGGAAUCUGUGAGUAAAAAGGAGAAAGUUAAACAACGGCCUCUUGCUCUUAAUACCGUGGAAAUGUUGCGGGUCGCUAGUGCUGCUUUGGGAAUGGGACCUCAGCAUGCCAUGCAGAUAGCUGAACGGCUUUAUACCCAGGGUUAUAUUAGCUACCCUCGAACAGAAACGACCCAUUAUCCUGAAAACUUUGAUUUGAAAGGCUCUUUGCGUCAACAAGCUAAUAAUCCGUAUUGGGCUGAAACAGUCAAAACUUUAUUAUUGGAAGGUAUUAACAGACCAAGGAAAGGCCACGAUGCUGGAGAUCAUCCCCCGAUCACGCCAAUGAGAGCUGCCUCCGAAGCAGAACUAGGGGGUGACGGAUGGAGGCUAUAUGAAUACAUUACAAGGCAUUUCAUCGCCACUAUCAGUGCGGACUGCAGAUACCUCCAAACUACCAUCGCGUGCAGCGUCGCGUCGGAACGUUUCACCUGCAUAGGAAAGACUGUUCUUUCUCCAGGGUUUACCGAGAUUAUGCCUUGGCAAAAUAUUCCGGCAGAAGAGAGCCUCCCCAGUUGUGACAGCGGGGACCUCUUCCCUGUGAGUGAAGUGAAGCUCUUGGAGAAGCAAACCAGCCCCCCCGAUUACUUGACAGAAGCUGAGCUUAUCACUCUGAUGGAGAAACAUGGGAUAGGAACGGACGCCAGCAUUCCUGUCCACAUCAACAACAUUUGCCAACGCAACUAUGUCACUGUGGAAGGGGGCCGCAGAUUGAAACCUACCAACCUGGGCAUUGUUUUGGUGCAUGGCUACUACAAAAUAGAUGCUGAGCUUGUGCUCCCCACGAUCCGCAGCGCAGUGGAGAAGCAACUGAACCUCAUUGCUCAAGGGAAAGCAAAUUAUCAUCAGGUGCUGGAGCACACCUUAGAUAUCUUUAAAAGGAAGUUCCACUACUUUGUGGAUUCAAUCGCUGGUAUGGAUGAAUUAAUGGAAGUGUCUUUUUCACCGCUGGCUGCCACAGGAAAGCCUCUCUCCCGAUGUGGCAAAUGCCAUCGUUUUAUGAAAUAUAUCCAGGCCAAACCGAGUCGUCUUCACUGCUCGCACUGUGACGAGACCUACAGCCUUCCCCAGAACGGGACGAUCAAACUCUACAAAGAGUUGCGAUGCCCCCUGGACGAUUUUGAAUUGGUGCUGUGGUCUUCGGGGUCGAGGGGGAAGAGUUACCCCCUGUGCCCUUAUUGUUACAAUAAUCCCCCUUUUAGGGACAUGAAGAAAGGAAUGGGUUGCAACGAAUGUACCCACCCCACGUGCCAACAUUCGCUGAACCUGCUCGGAAUUGGCCAGUGCGUGGAAUGCGAAAGCGGCGUGCUGGUGCUCGACCCCACCUCCGGGCCCAAGUGGAAGAUGGCAUGCAACAAAUGCAACGUGGUCGUGCAUUUCUUCGAAAACGCCCACAAGGUGCGCGUGUCGGCCGAGACCUGCGAAUCCUGCGACGCCGCGCUGGUGGACGUGGAUUUUAAUAAAGCGAAGUCGCCUCUCCCCGGCGGCGAGACCCAGCACUCGGGCUGCGUGUUCUGCGACCCCGUCUUCCAGGACCUGGUUGAAUUGAAGCACGCGGCCAUGAAACACCCCAUGCACCGCGGCGGACAGGGGAAAAGGCAGGGCCGAGGAAGAGGCAAGGGACGACGGCUGGGGGGGAGGCAGCCCCCUAAGAAGCCGAAAGACAAGAUGGCGGCCCUAGCGGCUUACUUUGUAUGAUCGCCUUUGUGCAGAAAGUGUUUCAUAAUAAAAUCCCAGAGGAAGCCUC
Molecule: messenger RNA, 2794 nt
Organism: Python bivittatus (Burmese python)
Lineage: Eukaryota; Metazoa; Chordata; Lepidosauria; Squamata; Pythonidae
Gene: TOP3B
Product: DNA topoisomerase III beta
Biological process (GO): DNA recombination; DNA topological change; DNA repair
Cellular component (GO): nucleus
Molecular function (GO): DNA binding; DNA topoisomerase type I (single strand cut, ATP-independent) activity
Source: RefSeq, a predicted model, not a curated record